Messenger RNA from Alosa alosa (allis shad), 2241 nucleotides. It is a transcript of the gene arl3a, whose product is annotated as ADP ribosylation factor like GTPase 3a. The transcript has 6 exons. Gene Ontology annotation, biological process: cilium assembly. Lineage: Eukaryota; Metazoa; Chordata; Actinopteri; Clupeiformes; Clupeidae. The coding region runs from base 77 to 625 and encodes 182 amino acids. The record is from RefSeq and is a predicted model, not a curated record. Gene Ontology annotation, molecular function: GTP binding; GTPase activity. Gene Ontology annotation, cellular component: cytoplasm; microtubule cytoskeleton.
CUAGCUCCCCCUAGUAACCCUUGGUGGCGUCUUCAACGAUAUCGCUAGCUAACCCAACGUUAGCUGAAGCAACAUUAUGGGUCUCCUGUCCAUUCUACGAAAAUUAAAAAGUGCCCCGGACCAGGAGGUGCGCAUCCUGUUACUGGGGUUAGAUAACGGAGGCAAAACCACUCUCCUCAAACAGCUGGCGUCUGAGGACAUUACCCACAUAACCCCAACACAGGGCUUCAACAUCAAAAGUGUGCAGUCCCAGGGCUUCAAGCUGAACGUUUGGGACAUUGGUGGUCAGCGUAAGAUUAGGCCUUACUGGAGAAACUACUUUGAAAACACAGAUGUGCUGAUUUAUGUAAUUGACAGCGCUGACCGAAAAAGAUUUGAAGAAACGGGACAGGAGCUGGCAGAGCUUCUGGAUGAAGAGAAGCUGAGUGGUGUCCCCAUCUUGAUCUUUGCCAACAAGCAGGACCUGCUGACUGCUGCCCCGGCCUCUGAGAUGGCAGAGGGCCUCAACUUGCACACCAUCCGGGACCGCAUUUGGCAGAUCCAGUCCUGCUCAGCCCUCACUGGUGAGGGGGUGCAGGAUGGCAUGAACUGGGUUUGCAAGAACGUCACCGCCAAGAAGAAAUAGUGACAGGCAGUUUCCUGUGGACUGGUCAAAGAAUGUUGAAACACAUACAUACACUCACACACACACACAUACACACGCACACACACACUAAACAAACAAUAAGAACUCUGGGAGGAUCUCGGAGUGAACAGCUGCAGCUGAUCCCAGCUGAUGGAAUAUGACCUGUGCUGGUGCAGCAGCUGUGGACGCCCAGGGAAGAGGAAGUUGGCAGCUGUCUGACCCCUCCUGCAACCCCCCCACCCCCACCCCAGCACUACCCCAACCGCAGAUGGACAACUGGCAAUGUCAGAAAUACUUUUGCUCCACAACUAUCGGCUAACUACGCUGUGUUGUCCCACACCCUGUUGUCUGUUUCAAUUUUAUGUCAAACUGUCUCUGCAGAGCUCUGUCUAUCACUCUCUUUCUCUUUUUCUCUCUCUCUCCAUCUCUCGGUUUCGAUCACUACCUCUGUCUCUUUUGAGCUGUCUCUGUCUUUCAUCAUUCAUUUUGAUAUUCUCGGCCUUAAAUGGAGUGCUGUGGUCGUCAGUGUUACUGCGUAUCCUCUUGAGUAUCAAAAAAGCAGCUGUGGUGUGCUGUGUACAUUGCAUAUGAAGUAUGAAGACUUGAGAGUGUGUGACUGUUGCAACAUUGUCAUUGCCAUGCCCACAAGAACGAUGUGACUUUUCUAAGCUCUCUAGAAGCAUUAGCAUAUGUGAUGUAUGUCUUGUGGGAGUGGGUUAGGUGCAUUUCUUUAGUUUGUUCAAAGACAUUGAAUCCUACUUUAAUUGUUAAUUCGUUUUUUAAAAAGAUACAGUACAUAUAUAUUUUGUGUGUGUGUAUACAUAUACACACACAUUUCUCACACUCAUGGGCACACACUUAUAUAGACAUUCAUUCAGUGCACUGUUGUGAUCCAAGCCCUGUGCAUCUGGUUGGAGGUGAAGAGUGAACGGGUGAGCCGCCGUUACAGCCACACUGUGUUUCAGCUGAGACCAAUGCCAGGGCGAGCUGCCUCUGUUCAUGUCAUGCACAUAUCUGCUGCAACUACAGCACUCUCAGAGUCCCAGCUCUCUCUCUCUCUUCCUCUCUCUUUCCCUCUGUCUCUCUUCCUCUCUCUUUCUCUCUCCCUCCCUCCUACCUUCCCUCCCUCCCCUGGGACUCAGAAAGGAGUGAAUGACUGACAGAUACCAUGGAAACAGGUCGAACAGACUACCUACCUAGCAUUUCUGGAACACUAGUGCACUAGUUUUCUGUGGAAGUUCCAUCAUUGCACAUUUUGAAUAUCUGUGUGCAUUGUGCAUGUAUGCAUGCAUGUGUGCAUUUUCCUGUGUUCCUGUAUACAUUUCCACAGUCACCUUAUAUAUGUUAACAUUCAUUACAUGUGGACCUUUCAGGUUUGAUUGUAAAUUCAAGAACACCUGUAUUUUAAACUGGACUGUAAAGUGAAAGUGCUUUUCUGUUUAUGCUUUUCUAAUGUUGUGUCUGUUGAGUAUCAUGAAUUAUUGCUUUGAAUGUGUGUGAUGUUUGCUUUGUUUCUGAAUAGUAUUUUAUAUGAAAUCAAGUGUGAUUUAUAAAAGAAAGAAUGAGGAUAUGCUUGGGUAUGUUUUCUGCUGGUCCCAAUAAAAUGUCAAACAGCA